Molecule: messenger RNA, 1771 nt
Organism: Cannabis sativa
Lineage: Eukaryota; Viridiplantae; Streptophyta; Magnoliopsida; Rosales; Cannabaceae
Exons: 3
Coding region: 165-1586 (473 amino acids)
Source: RefSeq, a predicted model, not a curated record
CAUAUAUAUAUAUUAUUACAAGUUACAAAUUUUUUAUUGAACUUUCUUAUCAAAUAUAUAGCUGAUUAAUAAUAUUAACUCUUCCCUGGCCUCAGUACUAAUAAUUAUAUCUCAAAUAAUAUUUGUUCGUACUAAAAUUAAUAAUAAUAAUAAUAAUAUAACUGAUGAUGAUCUCGAACAUAAGCAUGGAUUUUCCAGCUGGCUCACCAGAAACCCGCAUCGAUGUGGGAUUCGACUCGGUUUCGGGAGCGGAAGCACCUCUACUCCCCCCUCCGACAACGCAAAGUUGCGUUAGAUCAUCAGUACCAUCAUCAUCAUCAUCGUCGUCAUCUAAAGUACCCGACGAGUUUCGAAAUUUCCGCUUAUGUUUGAAAUGGUGCGCCUUAGACCACUCCACAUUCGCCGGCAAAUUUAUAUCCUACAUUUUCUUCGUGCUCUUCACCUUCAUCGUCCCCGCCCUCACGGCCGUCUCCGUCAGGCAGAGGCAGUCGACGGAGGAAGGCAGUGAAGACGAUUCCAUGGUCAUCUCCUUCAACACACUCGUCCAGAUACCCGAAUCAGGCCUCACAAUCAUCGCAUUCCUCACUCUCUCACGGUUCUUCAAUAGGUACGGACUCCGUCAACUCCUCUUCCUCGAUUGCCUCGGCGAAGACUCCAUAGACAUUCGUAGGAGAUACGUCGGUGAACUCGACCGCGCCUUCCGGUGCCUAGCCGGAAUCCUUCUGCCGUCGUUCUUAGUGGAGCUUGCACAUAAGAUCGUUCUAUUCUCGUCGGUGGAGAUUUCAGCUCCGUUCGGUUCAUCUUCGGGUGGAGGAGUGGGUCCGUUGAACUCGGUGGCGUUCGUAGCGGUUCUGGCUUCGUGGGUUUACAGAAGCGGGGCUUUCUUGGUUGUGUGUGUGAUGUUUAGGCUGACUUGCGAACUCCAAAUACUUCGGUUCGAAGGGUUCCAGAAUCUUCUAGAAGGAUGUGAGUCGAAUAGUGGUUUGAUAUUCCGGGAGCACGUUCGUAUCAGAAAACAGUUGUGGGUUACCAGCCAUAGAUACCGUUUCUUCAUAAUCGGCUGCCUUGUUACCAUUACUGUUAGCCAAUUGGGUGCCUUGUUGCUCGUUUUAGCUUCCAAAACUCACAAGACUUUCCUCAACUCCGGUGAUCUUGUGGUGUGUUCGGCUAUGGAGAUAAGUGGAUUCUUCUUGUGCUUAGUUGGGGCAGCGAGAAUAACGCACAGAGCUCAAAGGAUAGUGUCGAUAGCAACUAGAUGGCACGUGCUUGUCACAUGCGCAUCAGCAGCUGGUGGGCCGGACCCAUCCAAAGCCCAUUUUCUAGAAGCCAAUUGCAAGGAUGAUCAGCAGAGGUGUGGGGAGAGCGACUCUGACUCAUCCGAUGACACUACUUUUGUUACCGUUUCUUCUCACGACUCUUCCUCCUUCCAAACUAGACAGGCUUUAGUGGCUUAUUUGCAACACAACAAUGGAGGAAUUACUCUGUUUGGAUUUGCUCUAGAUCGAGGGAUGCUCCACACACUCUUCGCAUUCGAGUUCUCUCUGGUCUUAUGGAUUCUCAGUAAAGUGGUCGUUUUGUCUCAAUAAAAUAAAUUAAUUUAUCCUUAUUUUUAAUCAGUUAUAUUAUUAAUUUAUGCUGUCCCUCAGAUGAUCGAUCUUAAUUAUGUACUUAUUAUUAUAAGCCAGAUUAAACACAUUAUUAUUCUUUCUUUUUGGAUGUAGUUACUAAACACAUUAUUAAUUAAUUACUAUAGGAUACCAAUUUAUUGAUA